AUGUCUUUCAACAACAACAUGACGAACAACGGCAGCCCCACGGAGGAUAUCUUUGGUGAGUUCUCCUUCAACGACAUCAGCAGCAGCCCGUAUGCCUUUGCUCUCCCGGAAGUGUCGCCUGCCACCCCAGUCUCUGCACAAAGAUACGCGCUGCGUUCUGGAAAGGUAGCACAGGCCGCCCCGUCUGAGGAGCCGAUCACCCGGACUGCUAUUAUCACGCAGUCCCAGGGGAAGAGCAACCCGCCGCCGAAAAAUGCAAAGGUAAGUCAUUCUCGCAACAAGUUUUCGGGCAGCCGGAUUACCGACUACGAGUGGUACGACCGCUUUCCGGUGCGGAGCAACUGGAAGGCAGGCCACGUGCAGAUCCGAUACACCGGCCUAGGUGAGCUCCGGCCCACGCUGACAUUUGAACGCGACACACUGCUGGCCUAUGUGCACGGAUGUCGGGAGCAGUCGAUCCCGCUCCGGUUUUGGAUCCAGAACCCGCCGACGAUGCAGAAAGAGCGGUACAUGACGCAAGCAUCACACCUGUGCCGGUAUAUCGACUGUCCUGUCCCGUCCCGGACGAUCAUGCGCGGCAUGCUCCAGGUGAGUAUGGACGAGCAUCCGACCGCGACGAGCAACGGCCAGCUCGACCCCUUCUUCACCGCCGGCUGCUUCCACCUGCACUGCUUGGAGGAGAUGAUCGCACUUCCCGAGCUGAUGCAGGUGGCCGACGUCGAGGCGGACGUACGGGAUCUGCCGCUCGAGGAGAAGAACCCGAUGAGCCUGAACCGGGAAGAGAGACUGAGCACGGCUUACAGCGAGUGGAAGGCGGAACACUUUGACCAGUACGUGCGCAGAGGGCUGGCCAUCCCGACAGAGCAGCGCCGAAAGCAGCGGCUGGUCUGGUACCUGAUGCACAAAAAGGUGCAGUACCAGCCGAGCACGCGGCAGCGGAAGCGCCAAGAACGACGCGGCAACGAUCUCACGAAGCACUGGGGCGAUCUGCACAAGUUUGUGGCGCUCAACAUGAAGGCUCGACAGCAGAAGAAGGACAGCACGGCAGCAACACUGCCUAAGCGCCGCCGUGCUCACGAUUCCUACAACGGCCGAUCCGGGAAGCGGGCUUGUUUCGACGAGCCAUCACCCUCUCUCCUGGGCUGGCCGAGUCCGCUCUGGGCUGUGCCGCCGCCUCUUCCGACUUCAGGUAUGUAUGUCCCUUAUGGCGUCCUGCCGCCUUACAUGGCCAGCGCCCAGACAUUCUACCCGUACCCAUGUGACUCGUCGUAUUCUGCUGCUCCGUAUGAUUUUCAGCACGUGGAGCCCUUUUUGGGUUCUGGGCAGCUGAACUUUACGUUCUUUGACGCAGAGGCAGAAAAGGGGGAGCUGGAGUGGAGUGAGGCCCAACUGGCCGGCAGCGACUUGAUUAUCGACCCAUUACUGCUACAGCAGGACUUGGCUGCCGCGAUGUCUUUAGAGGGAACGCCCCUGGCCCAAUCGGCUAUUAGCACGGACGACCUUGUCUCUGAAUUUGGCGACCUGCUGGUCGAUAUGGAGUAG
Molecule: messenger RNA, 1542 nt
Organism: Grosmannia clavigera kw1407
Lineage: Eukaryota; Fungi; Ascomycota; Sordariomycetes; Ophiostomatales; Ophiostomataceae
Exons: 1
Coding region: 1-1542 (513 amino acids)
Source: RefSeq, a predicted model, not a curated record